Messenger RNA from Polyodon spathula (Mississippi paddlefish), 2048 nucleotides. RefSeq names its product atlastin-3-like. Gene Ontology annotation, biological process: endoplasmic reticulum organization; protein homooligomerization. The transcript has 13 exons. Bases 134 to 1705 code for a protein of 523 amino acids. NCBI's taxonomy places the organism in Eukaryota, Metazoa, Chordata, Actinopteri, Acipenseriformes, Polyodontidae. Gene Ontology annotation, molecular function: GTP binding; GTPase activity. The record is from RefSeq and is a predicted model, not a curated record.
CAAGUCCCAGAAGCUACCGCGCAUUUUAUCUGUGGCUAAACUUGUUGUGACUGUCAAGAGACUCCAGGAGCUUGAACGGGUUUUGGUAGCUUGUUAUCGGACGUCAGGAGAGCCAGCCCAGCCUGCCUGAGAGAUGCCAGAACCGGAACCGGAGAGCGGGCCGCGGCCGGUGCAGAUCAUCCACGUGCACAAGCAGGAGCACACCUUCGAGCUGGACGUGGCGGCGCUGGAGAGCGUGCUGCUGCAGGAGGGCGUGCGUGACCUCGACGUGGUCGUGGUGUCUGUCGCGGGGGCCUUCCGCAAGGGGAAGUCCUUCCUGCUGGACUUCAUGCUUCGCUACAUGAGCCGACAGAAGCUGGGCCCCGCGUGGCUCGGAGAGGAUGGCGAGCCGCUGACUGGCUUCUCGUGGCGGGGCGGUUCUGAUCCGGAGACCACGGGCAUCCAGAUCUGGAGCGAGGUGUUCACUGUGGAGAAACCUGGUGGCAAGCAGGUGGCAGUGGUGCUGAUGGAUACGCAGGGUGCCUUUGACAGCCAGUCCACAGUGAAGGACUGCGCCACUAUAUUCGCUCUCAGCACCAUGACCAGCUCCGUGCAGAUUUACAACCUGUCUCAGAAUAUACAAGAGGACGACCUGCAGCAGUUACAGCUUUUCACAGAAUACGGACGCCUUGCUAUGGACGAGAUCUUCCUCAAACCAUUCCAGUCGCUGAUGUUCCUGGUGCGAGACUGGAGCUUCCCUUACGAGUACCACUACGGGCUGAAGGGGGGCAUGAACUUCCUGGACAAGCGAUUGCAGGUGAAGGAGCAGCAGCACGAGGAGAUCCAGAAUGUCCGCAAGCACAUCCACUCCUGCUUCACCAGCGUGUCCUGCUUCCUGCUGCCGCACCCCGGCCUCCAGGUGGCCACCAGCCCCAUGUUCCAGGGGCAGCUCGGCGACAUCGCUCCCGAGUUCAAGCAGCAGCUGUCGACGCUGGUGCCCCUCCUGCUGAAGCCGGCCAACCUGAUGGAGAAGGAGAUCAACGGGUCCAAGGUCACCUGCCGCGGCCUGCUGGAGUACUUCAAGGCAUACAUUAAAAUCUACCAAGGAGAGGACCUACCUCAUCCCAAGUCGAUGCUCCAGGCCACAGCAGAAGCAAAUAACCUGGCGGCCGUGGCAUCAGCUAAGGGUCUCUACUACAAGAACAUGGAGCAGACGUGCGGCGGGGACAAGCCCUACGUGGCCCCCCAGAUCCUGGAGGAGAAGCACCUGGCGUUCGUGGCGGUGUCGCUGGAGCACUUCCAGCGGAUCAAGAAGAUGGGCGGAGCGGACUUCAGUCGGCGCUACCAGGAGCAGCUGGAGGGGGAGCUGGGGGAGCUGUGCGCCGGCUUCCUGAAGCACAACCAGAGCAAGAAUGUGUUCGCUGCCUUCCGCACCCCCGCCGUGCUCUUCGGGGUCGUGGUCCUGCUCUACAUGCUGUCCGGCGUGGCCGGCUUCCUGGGCGUGGAUCUCGUGGCUCAGCUGUGCAACUGCGGCACUGGCCUGGUGCUGAUCGGGCUGCUCACCUGGGCCUAUAUCCGAUACUCCGGGCAGUACCGGGAGCUGGGGGGGGUCAUCGACUCGGGGGCAACGUUCCUGCUGGAUCAGGCAUCCUCCUGCAUUAGCAGCACAGCGGCUGGCAAGAUGGGGGUCCCCGAGGCUCCCCCCGGCAACAAGAAAGACAGAUAACCGCCCCCUUUUUUAAAACACCAGCACCCCCGCAGAAACCGUCUUCCAGUCUUCAGAAUCACUCCGUGCCUUAAACCUGCUGCCAGUGGAGAGACCUCCCCUGACCUUCAUAGAUCAAAGAGAACCGAGUCUUACAAAACCUUCCUUUUCUGACUUCAGAACACAACAAAAUACACAAAGGAGAGGAGUCCGUUCUGCCUGUCAGAACUUGUCCAGUUCCGAGCAUCUGAUUGAUCUCAGAACCUUGUCAAGUCGAGUCUUAAAGGGUCCCAGUGAUUCUGCCUCAACGACAUGGCUAGGUAACCCAUUCCAUCCCCUCACCACUCUCUGUGAGAAGAAGAGU